GAUGUUUGAGGACGGAUACAAGCAACAAUUUCAUGAAAAAAUUAGCAUUUUUUAUGGAUCAUGCUAACUGUUCAGACUUUACCUUCUGAGGAUUCAAAAGAUGAAAAGACAACUUUACCCAAAUUAUUCAAAGAUUUGUCUCUCAAUAUCGAAAAAAAUAAUGAAUUCCUUGCUCGACUCAUCGAGUUAUCUGCGAGUGAAUCAGAGAGCUUACAGGGGGCAGCACCAGUUUUAUCAGUACUAUCAAAAAUUGCUCAUGCUCAUCGAGAGGAAAGGGUGACGGUAGAGUUAAGAUUAACUUUUAUGAAAAUUAACGACAUUGACACAGUAGACCAGAAGUUUCAAGCCGAGAUCUUCAUCCAAGCUAAAUGGGAAGAUCCCUCACUCAAAGAAGAUGACAAGGUAUUUGACCCAGUGAUAAUGUGGACUCCAAAGUUAAUCAUUAUAAAUGUGGAUGGCUCAUUUCUGGAGGAACACAAUGAGUAUUCUAUUUCACACAGUGAUAAUCAGCCUCCUCAGGUCAACCUCAUAUGGAGAUUCAAAGCAUUCUUCAAGGAAAACUUAGAACUGCAACACUUUCCAAUAGAUGUUCAGGACCUGACUAUAUCCAUCUCCACAGAGCGCACAAUUCAAGAGGUGGAGUUGAUAGAGGACCAUUUCUCAUUAAGUUCUGUAAACACACAGGCUUUUCUGGAUGCUUCAGAGUGGAGCCUCUAUAACCAUACAGAGACAUACCAAGAUCAGACAACUAUAGAGUAUGCCAGGUCUACAGUCCACCCUAUUCUUCACGUCCAGUGUCGUGUGGCUAGGAAGAUAGGUUACUUUGUCUGGAAUAUCAUAUUCAUUGUUUUCCUGAUCAUAGCCUUGACUUUCGCCUCUUACUCCAUUGAGGUGGACUCCUCGGACAGACUAGCAGUCAACAUCACUCUCUUUCUUACUGCUGUAGCCUUUAAACUUGUGGUCAAACAGAGUCUACCCACUAUUUCUUAUCUUACCUACCUGGAUUUAUACGUAUUGGCGGCACUGAUAUUCCUGGCCAUGAAUGCUACUCAGAAUGCAACAAUGAAAUCCUUGGCAGCCGUGUAUAGUGCAAAAGAAGUGAAAGUCUACGAUCGCAAUUCCAUUGUGUGUCUGACAAUCAUAUUUCUGUUUUUCCAUGUCAUCUUCGGUAUUUACAUCACCUUCACUGCUACCAGAAGACGAUGGAAAAUGAAGGAAAAAGACAAGCUGUAUCAGGAGAAGAAAGAGUACAUGGACAGAUCCAGAAUGUCCCCUAGAGGACCUAGUAAAAGAAAAGGAAGGUACCCUGUCAAAAAAGGAGGAUCUCUGGACUCGUUUUAUGAACAUCGUUACUCACUGCGUAAAGGGGAAUAACUCUACUGGAAGUGAAAUAAUUUUGUACUGAUGUAUAAUUAUAACAGUAAAUUCUGGGAUAAGAAUCAACUCUUUAUUAUGAAUGACAGAAAACAUGAAUUGUUCUCCACAGUUCAUCGGUACUCUGAAAAUAAAAAAAAAAAAUAUAUGCCUUAAAAGUUUAAUUUGAAAAGAAACAA
Messenger RNA from Saccostrea echinata, 1553 nucleotides. RefSeq names its product gamma-aminobutyric acid receptor subunit beta-3-like. The record is from RefSeq and is a predicted model, not a curated record. Gene Ontology annotation, biological process: monoatomic ion transmembrane transport; signal transduction; nervous system process. Gene Ontology annotation, cellular component: membrane; synapse; neuron projection. NCBI's taxonomy places the organism in Eukaryota, Metazoa, Mollusca, Bivalvia, Ostreida, Ostreidae. The transcript has 9 exons. The coding region runs from base 61 to 1374 and encodes 437 amino acids. Gene Ontology annotation, molecular function: transmembrane signaling receptor activity; extracellular ligand-gated monoatomic ion channel activity; neurotransmitter receptor activity.